This is a messenger RNA of Erpetoichthys calabaricus (reedfish), 2458 nucleotides long. RefSeq names its product FEZ family zinc finger 1 (gene fezf1). Gene Ontology annotation, cellular component: nucleus. The record is from RefSeq and is a predicted model, not a curated record. NCBI's taxonomy places the organism in Eukaryota, Metazoa, Chordata, Cladistia, Polypteriformes, Polypteridae.
ACAUAAUCACAAACUGCUCUGCCCAAACGAUAAAUAAGAGGAGAAAAACGGCUAUCAAGUAACGAUUGCCAUUUCUCAAUGCAAUUUUCGGGGAAUAACAACGAGUUCGGUGACGAAAGGUUUAUGAUCUGCAAAACAAGUUUGAGGCUCGGCGAAAAGGAUGGUUCAGGUCGAGCGCUUUGAACGUUAUGCUUUACGCGCAACUUGUGCAGUCAAAGGAAAGACGCUUUAAAAAUUAAAAACGUCUAUCUUCUGUUGACAGGUGGGAAACUAUUCGUGUGUCAAAUGUUAACUGACAUUAACCUUUAUGGCCAUCGCUUUCUGGUUUGUCACUCUCUUCUGUGAUUUACAAUGAUGUCACUUAAAGCCGUCGGGAAAAUUGAUCUCAGAUUUGUGAAAGGCUUUACGGCUGAAUAAGGCGAUUGCAAAUAAAGAGGGAGCGCCUCCUCCUUUCCUGGGCGGGUGAGCCUCAGUCACCAAUAAUAGCUGUAGUCAAGUGAAAAAAAAGGGAAAAAAAGUUUCUCUGUUGACUGAUGGAAGUGAAUUGAGCAAUUAUCUAGUUUACCUUCUCCUCUUGGAAGGUAACGAUUGGCGAGAUCUUUGCUGCGUUAUUGACACAACACGUUUUAUUGAGCAGUCCUGCUAGAAAUAAGUGUUGAUUGUCCGGAGUCAACGCAACGCUAAGUGAACUGUGAUGCGCUGGCAUCGGCCCAGGCUUCCCCGCAGAUGAUGUCCUUUCUUGCAGGUCACUGAAAAAGAGAAGCGGAGUCCUAAAAACCCCAAGCAGAGACACGCCAGCCUAUAGAAGCGGAAUUUAAGAAAUGGACAGUGCCCUCUACAAUACGGAAUCGACUAUCUUUGAGACAUCGACGUUGAGGGACAGCUUGGCAGCAGCAGAUGACAAUAUGAUCAGCACUUCCAAACCGCUCGCCUUCUCGAUCGAAAGGAUAAUGGCGAGGACCCCGGAACCAAAGUCCAUUCCUCUUCCGAAUUUAUUUCAAGCGACCGUCAACAAGGCCGACGCCAAGCAUGCUGUGCACGUCAGCUCCGCGGCGCUUCCUUGCGUGCUACCCUUCGUGCCCCUGGCAUACGACGCCGGUCACAAACUCAACCUGUCCGUGUCGGAACCGAGGAAAAUCCAUUUAGACAACGCACCUCACCACGCCAGCGACUUGCUAAGCAUCGGCUUCAACUACAAAGGUGAAGUAGCUAACGGGAGCCCUCAGAUUGGGCAAUAUAAGCUUUUCCGACCGCGGGUAGUCAACCAGGCUUCAUUUCACGCCAUGGGAACUUUGUGCUACCUGAACUGCGGAGACAACCCCUGCUCGCCUCCGGCAAGUAUUCUCAACCUUCACCCGAUGGCUUCGUACCUCCUGAACUCGCCGCUCAACCCGCACCAGAAGGCUUUUUUAUCGGAAAAAAACAAACUGCUCGUUCCCUCGGUGGAACGCUAUCAGUCUGGACUUUCCUUCAAAGACAUGUCCCAGUCUCAGCUGCAACACUACAUGAAGGAGAGCGCGCAGAUACUCUCGGAAAAUUUGUUUAAGAACUCCUCGAAACUUAGCAGCAGCUCGCCCAACAGCAAGCCCAAAGUUUUCACCUGCGAAGUUUGCGGCAAGGUAUUCAACGCGCAUUACAAUUUAACCCGUCAUAUGCCAGUGCACACAGGAGCCAGACCGUUCGUUUGCAAAGUGUGCGGGAAAGGCUUCCGGCAGGCCAGCACACUGUGCCGUCAUAAGAUCAUACAUACGCAGGAAAAACCACAUAAGUGUAGCCAGUGUGGAAAAGCGUUCAACCGGAGCUCGACGCUAAAUACACACACACGAAUCCACGCUGGAUACAAGCCCUUUGUGUGUGAAUUCUGCGGGAAAGGCUUUCACCAAAAAGGCAACUACAAAAACCACAAGCUGACCCACAGUGGAGAAAAGCAGUUCAAGUGCAAUAUCUGUAACAAGGCUUUCCAUCAGAUCUACAACCUGACCUUCCAUAUGCACACCCACAACGACAAGAAGCCGUUCACCUGUCCCACUUGCGGCAAAGGCUUCUGCAGGAACUUUGAUUUAAAGAAACACGUUCGGAAACUUCAUGAUGGCUCUCCACUGGCACAACCCGUGCCAACGGACUCUUCCAAGGGAAAUCUGCAUUAGAUCCACAUCCGUUCGCCAGGACCCUGAUGGCCCGUUUCUCCUGCAUGCAACUUUUUGUGCAGUUACGCUGUAUAGUGGACUAUAGACUCCUAACCCGAACACGUAAGAACCCCUUUUUGUGAAAGAGCGAAUCCUUCUUUCCAUCUCAGGGUAAAGGAUGUGAGAAGCCGUGUUGUAUUUAUUCCAAACUCUUUGUAUCUUUACGGAAUGCUGCGACAUUUAGGAAUAAUAUAAUGUAAAAUUAUAUUCACCGUUGUGCUGACUUUGUUAUGUUCAAAUGCCUGACUAUUAAUUAUUAUUAUGAUUAUUAA